AUGGAAAAAUUGCCAAAUUCCCAGCGAGCCCGCUUACCCACUCUAUAUGAAGUAUUAAACCAACAAACCGCUGCGCCUUUGGAUUUAUGGUCCUUCUAUACUUACCUGUCCCAAUACCCCCAUGCCAUAGUGUAUCUCGAUUUUUGGACUGAUGUGAUGGCAUAUCUGCGAUUGUGCAAAGAUUAUGUGAAGGGUAUACGAGAGUCUGUUCUUGAUGUUAACAAGCUUGAAACUCCUACUGUUUUGCAAGAAGGUAAUGGAGAUGACAAGAGAGAAUCAGUAUCAUCGGCAAUGCUUCUAGAGGCACUAAUGAAUGAUGGUUACUUGGAUUAUAAUGACUCACAGCGUGUGAGUCAGUUUUUGAAAGGUGAAACGGACUCUCCUCGUUUAUCUCAGCUAUUGCAGGACUGGAAACAAGUGAACAACGAUCAAAUUGAUUUCAGCGAUUUCGUAGAUGGGUUAGUCAAGAGUAAUGUUACGAAGGAUCAUAAACCAAAGCUCACCACAAAGCAGCUAAUAUCAAGUGCACAAGAUAUUGUAUCCACCUACUUACUCUCUCAAGAACAAAGUGAUAGAUUUUUAUUUGAAAUUCCAGCAUAUUUAAGAAACGAUACGAUAAGGCUUAUUAUGGAAGAGAAGAGACAUGACCCUGAAGUGUUCGAACCAAUUAAAGAAAUUGUUUAUCAAUUCUUAGAAGUGGACUGUUUCCCAAGAUUCUUAGGAUGCGUUGCAUUGCACAAUUUACAUGAUGAGAUUGUAUUGCAAAGACCUAAGAAAAAUAAAUCAUACAACUCUCGUUCAAACUCUCCCUUCAGCCAAUGGUCUACUGCCUCCAGACUUACUAUUGGACUCGCAUGGUGGCUGGUAGGGCUUUGGAUUGGUUAUACACUAAUAUUUAUGAACUACUCGAAGGGAAUAAGGGUGGUAUGCAUUGUUCCAUUUUUUUUGGGAUCUUACUACAUAAUAUGUGGUAUCUACUUAGUAGAUAUCAUCUACGCAUUCAGUGGAGUUACUCAAACACUAGUUUCAAAACGUAAACUUGAUGACCUGGAACUAAGAUCGAUGAAUAAUCAUCGUUCAAAUUCACUUCACUCUUCGAACGAGGUGCCCUGGUGGUUAACUAUUUUUGGAGGCAGAUCUAGAUUAUGCAAAGUAAAACAUCCGUUUGUGAACUCAAUAAUGAUAAGACGAGCCCUCUGGUGCCUACUAUUGGUCUUGAUUAUGACGGCAAUACUGACAGCAAUCUUUGCUGCCGUGCCUGGACGUAGAAUAUGA
Kluyveromyces lactis is the source of this 1275-nucleotide messenger RNA. RefSeq names its product Rax1p (gene RAX1). Lineage: Eukaryota; Fungi; Ascomycota; Saccharomycetes; Saccharomycetales; Saccharomycetaceae. The transcript has a single exon. The record is from RefSeq and is a predicted model, not a curated record. Gene Ontology annotation, cellular component: plasma membrane. Gene Ontology annotation, biological process: intracellular protein localization. The coding region runs from base 1 to 1275 and encodes 424 amino acids.